Molecule: messenger RNA, 159 nt
Organism: Dovyalis caffra
Lineage: Eukaryota; Viridiplantae; Streptophyta; Magnoliopsida; Malpighiales; Salicaceae
Source: the annotation of a GenBank genome assembly
AUGCUGAUAUCCUCUUUCACAGGUAUCUUAUACCCAAAUGCAACGUGCAAUGCGUUAGUAGGAAGCUUGGGGGCGGAUAAAUGGCAGCUGCGUUAUCAGGUUACAGUUAUGUCUGCAAAAUGCUAUAGUGGUGCAGAGUUAAUGAGUUCUGAUGUACAA